AUGCCGCCCAAAGCUCCAAUUACGCGAGGAAGGUUCCAGGUGAUAGAAGGCGAUCAGUCCGACAGCGACAUUGACGUCUCCCCGUGGCCGCCGUCCUCCGCCUCGUCAGCCGCCGGCAGGGCAGCCGCAGGCGCUCCUGCAGCCGCCGCCGCAGCAGCAGGCCCUGUAGAAGCAGCUGGAGCAGCUGGAGCAGCGCCGAGCCGAGGCUUGGCCAAGCAGGGAUCAGGGCCGUUGGAUCGGCGGCGAGUGUUGGACAGCGUCAGUGGCCCUCUGCCUUCUCCUGCUGCUACUCCGUCCGCCACCGCUGCUGCUACUGCUGCUGACUCAGUUGCCGCUGUCGCUGCUUCUGCUCCUGCGACUUCAGCAGCUGCUGCUUCUGUGACUGCUGCUGCUGCUGCUGCUGCUGGGCCCGCUAGCAGCAGCAGCAGCAGCAGCAGCAGCGGUGGUGGUUCUGGCACCAUCAGCAAUGUUACGGGUUCAUCUAGUGCAGGUGGCACCCGCGCUGGUGCUACCUCCCAGGAGCCUCGCGCCAGGCAGUUUCUGUCCGGGCCUCUGCCUGCCCUGGACGAGGGUCCGGGGGACGAUUGGCGCAAGGGGCAACGGGCAGAGAGCAAAGGGCUAGGGGUAAGGGCAGCGGGCGCAGCAGCAGUGGCUGAGGCUGAUGGGGGAGUGGAAAAAGAGGUCGCUGCUGCUGCAGCAACUGGUGGUGCCAGUGGCGGUGCAUAUCCGGCUGUUGGCAGGGCUGUCUCUUGUGUUGCAGAGACAGCAGGGGGGGAUUCGGCACAUGUUGCAGGGAGAGCUUGGUCUUCUGGGCCUUUGCCUGACAAAGGGGCUGCUGGGGCUCCUGCUGCUGGUCCUGGACGGGGAGAGAGGGAAGCGGGGGUUGGGGCGAAGGGGGACGGGAAGGCGGGUGUUCCCCUGGGGGCGGAGGGACAGGCGGGGGGGGUGAGGGGAAAGGCGAAGAGUGGGCCGCUGUUGGGGGACAAGGCUGCAGCAGCAGCCGGGGUGAUUGUAGUGGACCGGAUCUUCGUGAAGGACGAUGCAGAGCGGUACGUGGUGGUUGUGUGCGCGAGCAGGCAUGCAGGCGCCAAGGCAUCUCGGGCGGGGAAGCUGCCAUCGCGCUUCACAUUCGAGACUGCAGACGACCCAUCGGAUUUCGAGGACGCGUCUCCUCUCCCUGCUACUGCCUAUGGACACCCCUCUGCGACCUCCUCCCUCCCGGCCACUGCUGCUGCUCCCGCCACCUCUGCUGCUUCUCUUCCUGCCGACUACCCCCCUACUGCUGCCGCCGCCGCCGCCGCCGCCACUGCUGGUGCCGUUGCUGGUGCUGAUUCCGGUUCUGCCCCAGCUGCCCGUACGGGUGGUUCUGUUGCUGCGCCUGCUACCUUGUCCGUAAACACAGGAGGUGCAUCUGGUGCAGGCUCAUCUGCUGCUUCCCUUUCACGCAGAGGCGCUCCUCCUGUGAAGACCUAUUCCGGCCAGAUACAGCCUGCACCAGGUACGCCCUCCCCACAUGAGUCCACAGGGGGCGGGGGCUUUACUGUUCAUAGAGGCCCAGGUGGAACCACAGGUAGGUUUACUGAGGUGCGGGAGGGGCGAGGGAGAGAGGAGGGCGGGAGGGAGGAGAGGUGGGGGGUGGAGCGGAUGAGAGAGGAGGAGAGGGAGCGGAGGAGAGAUGAAAGGGGGAAGGUGGAGAGGGGGAGAGAGGAGAAGGGGAAGGAGGAGAGGGGGAGAGAGGAGCGAGCGAGAGAGGAGAGAGUGAGGGGAGAGCGAGGGAAGGAGAGGGCGAGAGAGGAGAAGAGGAGGGAGGAGCGGAGCAAGGAGGGAGGCGGGUCCAGGGAGUUGAGAGGGCGGGAGGAGAAGGGGAAGGAGGAGAGGGUAGGAGGGGGAGGAGGAGGAGGAGGAGGAGGGGGAGGAGGAGGGGGAGGGGGAGGGGGAGGAGGAGGGGGAGGAGGGGGAGGAGGAGGUGGAGCAACAGUGGCGGGGCGAGCAGGCGUGCAGCAGAAGGGGCGGUUCUCAGUGACGACAGACGACUCGGACGACGAGGAGGAGAGCGUGGGCAUGGGCAUGGCGCCCAUUGUGCUGCGCAGCUCACUCAUGCCCCGCCAGCCAGGCCAACAACCUGCUGCUGGAGGGGGCAUAGUGCCGCCCAACCGCCCUCCCACGCCCUCCCAUGGGGCGCCUGCUGCUGCUGCUGGGUCCUCCCACCUCCCUUGUUUCAGAAAGGUCUCCUUUGAGGCGCCUCAAAAACGCUCUCUCUUUCUUUCCCCGUUUUCUCCCUGCCACCUGACCCCUUUUUCCAUCAGGUCUCCUCCUCUCCCACUUCAGCCCAUUCCACUCCCACAACACCAGCAGCAGCAGCAGCAGGUGGGGGAGCAGAGUCCGUCUGUGGCGUCCCUCAGACCAGUGAAGGGUGUCGUCCUCGCCUCCUCCUCCUUCUCCUCCGCCUCCCUUGCUCGCUCCCUGCUGCCGCCCUCCUCAAUGCCCUCCCUCUCAUUCAUGCUUCGAAGCAUAUCAAACCAGCCAUCCAGUCGGGCAUCCCUGCCAACGGUGCACUCGCUGCCCUCCACCAUCCUCUCUGCGCCUGCUCGCUCCUCUGCCUCCUCUGCCUCCGCUGUCUCCGAUGCUCUUGUUGUGGUUCCCCACUUGAGAGCGUUACUCAGGCAUGCUUCGGAGCAGCAGGAGGUGCUCUUCACACUCAUCAAAGAGCUCUCAGACGCACAUCCAGAGAUUAAGAAUCCAGAGCAGUCAGCAGCGCUGCUGGGAGGCAUCAAGGUGGAGCUGCCAUCAGAGAGGGAGCGCGAGCUGAUGCAGCAGAUAGCGGAGAUGAAGUGCAAGGUCGCCACACUGGUGGAUAACGUGAUCACCUACCGCAAGCGCAACGCGCAGAUUGCGGCGAGAAGAGAUGUGAGGCGCGACUUGAACGCCCAGAAUUCUGAGGUGGGAGCUGUGUGUCAUGGUGCAGUCAACCAAAAGCUCAGUUGGAGGAGCAGAUGGCGGCAUUUCAGCAGAGGAAGGAGGAGAGGCAACCCUGUCGCCAUUUCUGACCCCUACUCCUUCCCCCUUUCGCGCCCUUCCCUUCCUCCCAUCCUCCCCCGCGCGCCCUCCCUCAACGUGUGGGUGCUUCAGUUAGAGAAGCAGGUGGCGGCAUUUCAGCAGAGGAAGGAGGAGAGGGAAAGGCAGGGGGUGGUGCUGAGGCGAGGGAGGUGA
Messenger RNA from Closterium sp. Naga37s-1, 3210 nucleotides. Lineage: Eukaryota; Viridiplantae; Streptophyta; Zygnematophyceae; Desmidiales; Closteriaceae. The record is from the annotation of a GenBank genome assembly.